UAUCCUAAUACCCUUUUCAUAUGGAGAAUCUGCUUCCCCAGAAAGGAGGUAUGUGAAGAGUCUUUGUUCUCUGGGAUUGAGAUGGUGAGUGUGGGAGUCAGCACAGGGCCCUGCCAUGCUAGGUGGGAGGUAGAGACAGAUGAAGUUGUUCUACAGCGGCGGCAAAAACAGAUAGAUUAUGGCAAGCGCACACCUGGUUACCAGUGUUUCCUGCAGCAGGUCCCCAAGGCAAAGCGACAGCCAGGACUUCACCCUCAAACACCAAAUAAGAACAGGAGGUACAGCCGUCGCUCGUGGGAUGCCCAAAUCAGGCAGUGGAGAAGAGCUCUACAUUCUUGGGACCCCCCUAACCAGCCUCUGCAGGGCAGGGGGGCUGAGGGGCAGGGGAUGGAGCAUCUCUUAGAGCCAAUGGGUUCCACCCCUUUGGAUGACCUUUUGGAUGACUGGUUCCAGGCCCUGGAACCCUCAACGAAUCUGGAUGGGGACCAGAAGGGAGCCCAGUUUGCAGACUUGGUGGCUCCUGCCUACUCCCUCCCCUGGCUCUGUGAGGAAGAUCCCCACCACUGGUGCUACUUUGUAGCUGACAGUUACAUAUCUGUCCUAGACUUGAGUGGGGCACAAAAUAUUUAGAGAAAACAGACGUCUUUCAAGGGACUUGCUGCUAAGUUGUAAUAGUGUAAUAGUUGUAAUAGUGAAGAUUAUUUGCAUUACUGCUACUUCCCAAUCGAUUAAAAAAGAAAUCUAAAACUCCUGUACAAAAAGAUGGCAACACGAA
Molecule: messenger RNA, 775 nt
Organism: Leopardus geoffroyi (Geoffroy's cat)
Lineage: Eukaryota; Metazoa; Chordata; Mammalia; Carnivora; Felidae
Product: oocyte-specific histone RNA stem-loop-binding protein 2-like
Biological process (GO): mRNA transport; mRNA 3'-end processing by stem-loop binding and cleavage
Cellular component (GO): histone pre-mRNA 3'end processing complex; cytoplasm
Molecular function (GO): histone pre-mRNA stem-loop binding; mRNA binding
Source: RefSeq, a predicted model, not a curated record